Messenger RNA from Prunus persica (peach), 513 nucleotides. RefSeq names its product disease resistance response protein 206. The record is from RefSeq and is a predicted model, not a curated record. The transcript is spliced from 2 exons. Lineage: Eukaryota; Viridiplantae; Streptophyta; Magnoliopsida; Rosales; Rosaceae. Bases 1 to 513 code for a protein of 170 amino acids.
AUGAGAAAGCAAGAAAUUCCAUUGUCCUGUUUUUCUUCAUGUUUGCUUUAUCUUCACUUAGUGCUAUACUUCCAUGAGACUGUUUACAAUGGCACAAAUGCUGCUGAUGCCACAUCUGCCAUUGUUGCAGCACCUCAAGGAGCCAACUUAACCAUCUUGGCACCCCAAAACUAUUUUGGGAACAUUGUAAUCUUCAAUGACCUUAUAACCCUCGACAACAACAUUCACUCUAAGCCUGUUGGCAGGACACAAGGGUUCUACUUGUAUGACACAAAGGAUACAAUCACUGCUUGGUUUGGGUUCUCAUUUAUUCUCAAUAGCACAGACUACCAAGGCAGCAUAAAUUUCAUUGGCCCUAAUCCGGUUUUCGUGAAAACUAGGGACAUAUCCGUCGUGGGGGGCUCUGGAGACUUCUUCAUGCACCGGGGCGUUGCAACCCUAAGGACGGAUGGGUUUGAAGGGAAAUACUUCUUCGGGCUUAGGGUGGAUAUCAAAUUCUACGAAUGUUGGUAA